GUAAAAAAUAGGAAACAUCAAGGACCCAUUGUGCCUAAAGUUGACACUUGCUGACUUGCGAGCAAGGGUUUACAAGUUACGCCAUUUUCCUCUCGAGCCGUCGCCGUCUCCGUCUCCGUCUCCGUCGCCAUUUUCAACUGUAAUCGAAAAUUUCCGAUUCUGAAAAGAAAUGAAUUUCUUCAACUCAGCAGCAUCCUUGUGCAGAAGAGUUAGCUUGAGGGAACUUAUCACCGAGGUUCCUGCUUACGGUGGCAGUGGCAUUUACGAUGGUUCUUCAAGUGGGUUGAGUUUGGUCUUUAAGCGUUGGGCUACUAAGAAAACCGCUGGUUCCACCAAGAACGGCCGCGACUCUAAACCCAAGAAUCUCGGUGUCAAGAAGUUCGGAGGAGAGAACGUGAUACCGGGAAACAUAAUAGUCCGUCAACGUGGAACUCGGUUUCACCCGGGAGACUAUGUGGGGAUUGGGAAGGACCAUACGCUGUUUGCAUUGAAAGAAGGACGAGUCAGGUUCGAGAAGAACAAGAUAACUGGACGCAAAUGGAUCCAUGUUGAUCCUAAGGGAGGUCAUGUUCUUCACCCUAUCUACACUAGAGCUGCAGCCACCAAGUCGACUCAGAUGGAGACAGCUUCGUCGUCGUGAUUCAACAAAUCUGAAGGUGUCUUUCUUUGUUAGAUCAUACGAUCUCUUUGAGUAAAAGAUGGUGGUGUCUUAGAACAGCAACACUCAAAUUCAAUAACAUCUACUGUUUUUGUCUUUAGUCUCUGUCUGGAUACUGACCAUUGGCUUGUUUAUGCAAAGGCAUAAGUUCAAUUCUUCAGAUGAUUGUCAAUU
Brassica oleracea var. oleracea is the source of this 832-nucleotide messenger RNA. Its product is annotated as 50S ribosomal protein L27-like. Gene Ontology annotation, molecular function: structural constituent of ribosome. Gene Ontology annotation, biological process: translation. NCBI's taxonomy places the organism in Eukaryota, Viridiplantae, Streptophyta, Magnoliopsida, Brassicales, Brassicaceae. The record is from RefSeq and is a predicted model, not a curated record. Bases 170 to 640 code for a protein of 156 amino acids. The transcript has 4 exons. Gene Ontology annotation, cellular component: ribosome.